Molecule: messenger RNA, 2755 nt
Organism: Loxodonta africana (African savanna elephant)
Lineage: Eukaryota; Metazoa; Chordata; Mammalia; Proboscidea; Elephantidae
Product: olfactory receptor 5AP2-like
Exons: 1
Coding region: 617-1555 (312 amino acids)
Biological process (GO): sensory perception of smell; G protein-coupled receptor signaling pathway
Cellular component (GO): membrane
Molecular function (GO): odorant binding; G protein-coupled receptor activity; olfactory receptor activity
Source: RefSeq, a predicted model, not a curated record
GGAAGGAAAGGAAAAGAGGGAAGGGAAGAAAGAAAGGAAAAGAGGGAAGGAAAGAAAGAAGAGAAAAGAGUAAAGAAAAGAGGAUGCGAAGAGUGUGGAGGUGAAGGUAGAGUAGGGGAGGGGAGGAGAAGAGGAGAGGAAAAUUGAGAGGAAGGGUGGAAUGUGAACAAAUAAGGGCCAGAUUAUCAAAGUCCUUUUUAAAGGGGGUGACUUAAAAAAAAUAAAUAAAAAUUGACAAUGAGAAAUUUUAAACAGUAGAGGUGGAAGGGCUAUUUUUGAAGUGUUAUUAUAUCAUUCAGGCUAAGGUGAGGAGGGACAGGCAGCAGCAUCACAGGUGUGGAAACCCCCACCCCCACACACAGGAGCAUGCACAUAAUCCUAUUUAAAUGCAGGAGUUUACUGAGUGUACUUAAGGGCUCUUCCUCUUUAGUAAGAAAACAAAUAGGUUUAAUUCUCGUGUCCUCAGAAUAUCAUAGACAGGACCUUAAAAGUAUUCUUGUUUAAGGCUGAGAAUGAACUAUUCGAUUUUCCUUGUAUUUUUGCACAAUUUAUUUUCUUGGUUUUUUUUUUUUUUUUCUUAUCCCAGCAAAAGCACCCUCCAAUCUGAGACAAAAGCAUGACCAACCACACAACCGUGACUGAAUUUGUUCUCCUGGGAUUCAGGGAUCGUCCGGAGCUACAGUGUUUUCUUUUUGUGCCGUUCCUACUUAUCUAUAUGACCACUGUGAUUGGAAAUCUCGGCAUGAUCCUGUUAAUCAAAAUUGACUCCCAUUUCCACACUCCCAUGUACUUCUUUCUCAGUAACUUGUCCCUUGUCGAUUUCUGCUACUCUUCUGUCAUUGCCCCCAAUAUGCUGGUGAACUUCUGGGUGAAGAACCCAGUCAUUUCAUUUAAUGGAUGUGCCGCCCAAUUCUUCUUUUUUGGUUCCUUUGCUGGCAUUGAGGGCUUCCUGUUGUCUGUGAUGGCCUAUGACCGUUAUGUGGCCAUCUGCAAGCCUCUCCUCUACACAGUCACCAUGUCCCCCCAUCUCAGCAUCCUCUUGGUGUUAUUUACAUAUCUUGCAGGCUUUGUAAAUGCUGCCAUUCACACUGGCUUCACCUUCCAGCUAUCUUUCUGUUGCGCAAAUGUCAUCAACCACUUUUUCUGCGACACUCCACCGCUCCUUAAACUCUCUUGUUCUGACACACACAUCAAUGAGGUUGUCAUUUUUGCUUUUGCGAGUUUUAAUGAACUGAGCUGCCUCCUGACUAUUCUCAUUUCUUAUCUUUACACCCUGGUGGCCAUCUUGAGGAUCCAGUCUGCUGAGGGAAGGUGCAAAGCCUUCUCCACUUGUGCUUCCCAUUUGAUGGCAGUCACCAUCUUCUUUGGGACAAUCCUCUUCAUGUAUCUGCGCCCCAGUCCCAGCUACUCAAUGGACCAAGACAAAGUGGUAUCUGUGUUUUAUACACUUAUCAUCCCUGUGUUAAAUCCUCUUAUCUAUAGUCUGAGAAACAAAGAGGUCAAAUCUUCCUUAGGGAAAAUUUUUAAAACAAAUUAUUUUUACUCAUGUUGUUAGAAUCAUAGAAUGGUGGGAUUUGAGGACUACAAUGGAAAUUAGCUCUAACCGAACUCAGCUUCAUUCACCCUGGCUCCUACCUUUAUCCUGUCAUAAGCUUUCUUCUGAUAACAGAGUUGGACUAAAUGUCCCAGAUAUGUUAGGGAAUAUGGUCACUCUGUAUAAAUACCACUCAUUCCGCAGAACCUAAACUCCAGAAAAUAACCAAAUAUCACAUUUUAAUACCAUGUUCAUAGGUGUAAAUCCCAGUAUAGAAAUAGAUGGGGGAGAGAGAGAGAGUGAGUGGCCAGGGGACUGAUUCCAAUCUUCUUCCCUGUCUAAUGGCAUCUUUAUCAGGUGGUGGUGGACCUGUCAGAGGAGAGGUGAUUAGGACCAAGCUGAGUCAGAAUAUCCCAAAGGACUCUGACAGGGUUUUGAGGCUGCCUUUUUCCCUAGUGAAUCAGAGACAAAUUUUAGAACUAAGUCUUGAUAGGGGUGCUGAAGUCCAGUGUUUCUAACCUGGGCAAGUAAACUAGACUGCUUAGGGAAUAAUGUGAACAGACUAUUGACCAAAUCUAAGAGGAUAACAGAGGAAGAAAAUUAAGGGUCACAGAAUGGAAGUUAUUGGGGUUUAGAAAAAAAUAUCUUUCAUAAUUUCUGGAGAUAAAUUCUCAAAUUGUCUGUCAUUUGUGUGUUAUCCUGUGUAGGCAUGAAAAGCUAGAGCAAGAUGAAUAUCAUUUCCCUAGUAGGUCAGCAAAAAAGACCCUCAAUGAGAUGGAUUGACACAGUGGCUGCAGCAACAGGCUCAAACAUAGUCAUGAUUGUGAGGAUCCAAUGGACUGCGUCAAGUGUUUCGUUCUGUUGUAUAUAGGGUCGGUAUGAGUCAGAACCAACUCAAUGGCACCUAACAGCAAUAAUGUCUUAAUAAAUAACCGUACAUAUCUAUUUUACUACUGUCUGAAAUUUUUUAAGGUUUUGAGUUAACUGGAUUGGUAUUUUCAUGACUGGGGUGUCUCCCCUAAGGACUUGAUUUUCUUUACAGAUGAUGACCACUGACAUGUGAAAAAAAAGUGCUUUGACCUGCUUGGUAUUGGAUUAAAAUAAACUACUUAUGAUCCUCACAUACGAGGGUAAGCAGAAAGGUAUUGCUACCAGGGUUCCAGUCCAUAUAUGCAUAGGCUUACUCAAAACAAAACGUAUUUAAAUAUUUCUCUGUUAUCA